Molecule: messenger RNA, 582 nt
Organism: Penicillium waksmanii
Lineage: Eukaryota; Fungi; Ascomycota; Eurotiomycetes; Eurotiales; Aspergillaceae
Exons: 1
Coding region: 1-582 (193 amino acids)
Source: RefSeq, a predicted model, not a curated record
AUGGAGGACAGCCCUUUAUCAACCACCGCGAACAUAUCCGGAAUCCUCACGUUCCUUGCCGCCGUCUUCACUUUCGUCUACGUUCGCUACAACACUCUCCAAAAUGGCCAUGCUGAAAUGAAUGACAUAUAUGAAUCCGUCAAAGCCACAAUCGAAGAGACUCGUCUGAUGGAGAGCCAGAUUGAGAUUCAGCCAGGCUUGGAAAAAGUGCGAGAAAUCUUCCACAAACUCUGGCGAACUGAGAUCAGCAUUAUGAUCGAGCUCGCUAAAGCCAUUGGAGGUGAUGAACUAGCCCAUAAAGUCCGCGGACAGACCAGCAUCGAGCCUGAUUCGCACCAUAAUGUCUUCAAGUGGUUGUACAAGGACGAGGUGGAUUAUGGGCUGGGUCAAGAGCGCUGGGUUAAGAGAAUCCCUCUUCUUGCUGUUGCUCUAACAACUGUGAGACUUGCUUGGAAUCUCGGCGCGACACCAAAGCUGCUACGGUGGUAUAUGGUGCGAGAGAAAGUGAUGGAGAAGAUCCGGGACAGGGAUAAUUAUAGGUCGCGUUUGCGGUCUCACCAGCUGGCUCUUUUGAACCAGUAG